AUGGAUGGGGAUCUGAAGCGCAAACGUAGCAGUUCGGCACUACCAACUAUCCAAAGGCUACCUACCAAGGGCAAGAGCAAUACAAGAACUCGGUUCUACAGCGUAUCGUCCAAAAUCGUACCGCAAACAAUACAAGUCAGUGAACACAAUGGAAAUGUAAUAGGCAAGAGUACAGAAGCGCAAACCUCUUCUCCAGCUCUGCCGAGCCUGUCAAAAGUUGGAUUUCAGUCCAUUUAUCAAAGCGCGAGCACCAAAAAGAGCCAAAAGAGCUUCAAUGGUACCGAUGCUCCCAGUAAGCUCCUGCCCGCCAGUUCAAGCUCUUCAAUCAAGAGUAACGGCACAGCUAGCUACCAGUCUUAUAGAAGCGGCUCCAAUGCUUCAGCACUUAGCAAUAAAAAAAGCGUGAACUCUUUAGCGCCCAAGGGAACUGUUAGGGGCUCUAUUGACAACCCAGAGCGGGAAAAUCAAAAGACAACUGGCGCCAGCAGGAGUUCUACAAGUCUCUCUUCAUCAUUUCAAAAGCAUACCUCACAACUCAAGAAAAAUCCCUUUAGUAUGGCAGCUCGAAAGAUUUUCAGCAGGAAAACAGGGCGGGGGGAUAGCUCUCGCGAAACCAUUAAAUCCCCUACUUCAGGAACAUCCACAACUUUCGGUAGGUUUCUGCAAAGCAAAUACGGAAAGCAUGUUGUCAAAACUAAUUCACAUCGUAAAUAUUCCGCUGGUAGUUUGAUGGACGCUGGAAAAGUUAAUCAGUCCUAUAGCGGUGCUAGUACCAGCACUAGUAACGAUGUGCCUUUACAGUUAGUGCAGGAGCCACUCUUAGACGCCAGUGACGUGCAAAUGUUGCACGACUUGAUCAAAAAUUUAAAGUCAUUGGAAUCUAACUACCGUACCUUCACUGUCGAGGAACUCGAUGCCCUGAUGAGCAACAUCUGGGGGGUUAUGUGUAGUGUCGUCGUAACACUGUUUCGGAACCAGGAAUUGUGGGAACUGCCAGCAAAAAUCGAGGACCUCAACCACGUCGUCUCUUUUUACAUUAAACUGAAGAUCUCCUCCAAAAACUCAUCUUCUAGUUGCAAAUUUGUAAGUGAAAUUGAAGAGUUUAUGACAACAUGCCUGUACAUUUUGGAGAAUCAAAUAGUGUUUAACUACAGCAAUGAGAACACGAUCAACACUGCAUUGAAAAGACUCUGCUUAAUUUGGGAGGUUUUUUAUCAACAAAUAUAUCAUAACGUUAUGGCGAUCUUUUUGCCACUAGGGGCUAGUUUUCGUUCAGACGUUAAAUAUUGGUCUGAUGCAUAUACCAGUUUCGCAAGUGACUCAUUAACUGGUAUACGUGCAGGAUCACUGUCACUUGAUCUCAUACUACUCAAAAGCUUCAGAGACUCCAUAGUUUCACCCUAUUAUGAAAGUUUUAUUAACAGUCAUGAGGGAGCGAGUAAGAGCUUUCAUCUCUAUAUCACGAACGAGGAAGAGGAGAAAGGAGUAACUCAGGUAGACAAGCUAACGCUUUUACAGUGCUUUGGUAUCCUGUCAUCUAUUAGAAGUACGGAUAUCAAGCAGAAAGUUAUUGAUGAAUUACUUAUUGGUAUCAGAAUGAGUAUAUGA
Molecule: messenger RNA, 1608 nt
Organism: Lachancea nothofagi CBS 11611
Lineage: Eukaryota; Fungi; Ascomycota; Saccharomycetes; Saccharomycetales; Saccharomycetaceae
Source: the annotation of a GenBank genome assembly